CCUUUUAAUGAAAACAAUUAGAUGACAACCAGCUAUUUUCAGAUUCUCCGCAAUCGAUGGCAUUUUUGUGGAAGGUAGCCUUCCCAUGCUUUUUUCCCCCUAAAAACCGACCAGGAUAUUGCGACUAUUUCUUUCAAAUCAUCUGGCUAGCAAUAGUUAAACUAGUACCUCUUCUUGAAUUACGUUGCGUCAAUCGUCCAUUUCUUAUCCAAUCCCGACCCACUUCCUCAUUCACGAAAAGAUUUUUGGCUCAAUAGUUUCUAUCAAAAACACUUAGAGACUUCGUCCGCCUAAACGGUAGACUGCUUUGCAGCCUGUCUGUCUCUUCAAGGCCAACAAUAAAAGGUAUGCAUUCAAGAAUAGGGUCUCCUGAAUCUACGGGAUUUCUGGGUGUGAAAAACGCACAUGGAAGGCCCAAGCUAGAAUGUGAACUGAUUGCUCGGAAAUGCGAUCAAGAAUCACUUCAAAAUAUCGAUAGUGAGGUCUCAGAUGACCGUAGGGUGACUGGUAUCUCAUGGGCGGUUGUUGUUUUGGCCGUACUCUCCUCGACUUUUCUGUAUGCUCUCGAUAACACCAUCAUGGCCAAUGUCAGACCCAACAUCAUUGCGACUUUCGAUCGCAUCGAUAUGCUUCCUUGGCUGUCAAUUUCAUAUCCUAUGGGUGAAGUCGGUUUCAAUCCGCUGUGGGGGAAUUUGAAUAAAUCAUUCAACAGCAAAUUUCUGUAUCUGGCAGCUAUUCUGAUAUUCGAAAUCGGCUCUGUUGUUGUGGGAUCGGCACGUUCAAUACAGUCGAUAAUUGUGGGUAGAGCUAUUGCAGGUCUAGGGGGUUCGGGCAUAUAUGUUGGCACAAUCAAUAUAAUAUCUGCUAUGACGGUUCUUGCGGAGCGCAAUCAGUAUCUCAAUCAUGUUGGCAUAGCAUGGAGUUUAGGAACCGUUCUAGGUCCAGUCAUUGGCGGCGCACUUGCUGAUUCCAAGGCGACUUGGAGAUGGGCAUUCUACAUUAACAUUUUUAUAGCUGCACUAGCUGCUCCGGCAUGCAUAUUCUUGAUCCCAACUACAACAUCUCCAAUCCGACGAACUGUAUUGGAGCGUAUCAAAUGCAUCGAUUUUGCUGGCGCAUUGCUUUUUUUGGGAGGCGUCGUGUCUCUAGUCAUUAUUCUGGGUUCUGGAGGGGUACUAUAUGACUACCAGAGUGGUCCAAUGAUCGCUCUUUACGUAAUAACAGCUGUGAUUUGGGCAUCUUUUUGCAUUCAGCAGCGAUUCGGUUUCCUUACCACCGACGGAAUAUUUCCCAUAAAGUUUGUCGGCGACUGGGAAAUGGUAAUCCUGUUCAUCUGGACGUCGAUUGCUAUUGGAAAUGUUGUUGUCACUAUCUACUCGUUGCCUCUUUUCUUUCAAUUCACAUUCGGUGACUCUUCUUUACGGGCAGCCGUUUAUACAAUACCCUUUAUUGUUGCUGCUGUCGCCAGCGCUGCAAUAUUCGGCCCUGUCUUUGCAAAGUUCCCUGUUUAUAAAUUUUGGUUCUUUGCUUCCAGCGCGCUUAUGCUCGUCGGAAACGGCCUGCUGUUGACCCUGAACUAUAAGACGUCUCGGGGAGCUAUAUGUGGCUGUACUGUUAUUCAAGGUAUAGGGUGCGGCCCAGUGAUGCAGCUUGGCUACACUGUAGGCUACGAUAAAGCAGACCGCGCCUCUGCAUCUGAAGUAACUGGGUUCAUGUCCUGCGCUCAGAUGGCUGGGCUUGCCCUGUCACUAGGCGUCUCCAGCAGUAUAUUCCUAAAUCUCGCCACGGACGAAAUCGCUACUUUGUUACCUGGAGUGUCUCGCCGUAUGAUUCAGGACACCAUCGAUGGGGCGAAGACAAACUUCUUCAAAAGCUUUAGUUCAGACAUUCGUCUUCACAUUCUAGAAACUAUUGCUCGCACCGUGGGGAAGAUCUUCUACCUUAACGUUUCGGGCGCUGCUCUGGGUCUUGUUACGUCCAUUUUCCUGGAACGGAGGAAGUUGACGUUCGAAUCUCGAUGAUCCACGAUAUUGAUAUACCAAAAUAGAUUCAAAGUAUUUG
Molecule: messenger RNA, 2061 nt
Organism: Talaromyces stipitatus ATCC 10500
Lineage: Eukaryota; Fungi; Ascomycota; Eurotiomycetes; Eurotiales; Trichocomaceae
Product: efflux pump antibiotic resistance protein, putative
Exons: 2
Coding region: 348-2021 (557 amino acids)
Biological process (GO): transmembrane transport
Molecular function (GO): transmembrane transporter activity
Source: RefSeq, a predicted model, not a curated record